Messenger RNA from Stylophora pistillata, 558 nucleotides. RefSeq names its product large ribosomal subunit protein mL62. Gene Ontology annotation, biological process: mitochondrial translational termination. Gene Ontology annotation, cellular component: mitochondrial large ribosomal subunit. The record is from RefSeq and is a predicted model, not a curated record. NCBI's taxonomy places the organism in Eukaryota, Metazoa, Cnidaria, Anthozoa, Scleractinia, Pocilloporidae. Gene Ontology annotation, molecular function: translation release factor activity, codon nonspecific; peptidyl-tRNA hydrolase activity.
UGGAAUUCUCUAGUUAGAUUGAAUAGCAGCGACAACAAGGAUGACAGGGAAGGAGGUACAUACUUAGACUACAAAGGAAAGAUUCCAUUGGACAAGUUAAGUGUAAAGUUUGCAAGAAGUUCUGGACCAGGUGGACAGAAUGUGAACAAAGUAAAUACCAAGGUGGACUUACGCUUUCAUGUUUUAAGCGCUGAGUGGAUUCCAGAGGAUGUUAGACACAAGAUCUUGGAAAAGGAGAGGAAUCGAAUCAACAAAAAUGGUGAAUUAUUUCUCAGCUCAAUGAAAUACUGCAGCCAGCAAAAGAACUUAGAAGAUGCCAUUGAGAAAGUGGAAGGGAUCAUUAAGGAAGCAUCUUAUAUUCCAAAAGAAACCACAUUGGAGAAAAAGGCCCAAAUAAAUAAACUGGCAAGAAUUGCCAAUGAAAAGCGGCUCCUUGCAAAGAGGUACAGAUCAGAGAGAAAAAGAAAUAGAUGGCAGGAGUAAUUACAGAAUUUGGCAAGACAAAACAAAGGAAAGAAAGGGAAUGCCAAAAUAUGCCUCUAUGAUAAGGAUAAACCA